CUUCGCACUUCCCACUCUUCUUUUCGUUCUUAUUAUUAUUCUACUCUUACUGCUGCUAGUAUUGCUAGUGCUAGGAAAAACCCGAAUCACAAUCACAAUCUGAACCAAAAUCAAUUAUUGAAAUCUGUUAGAGAUGAGUGCCAAUCUAGAAGCUUUAGGAAUGUUGAUGAUGCCUUAGACAUGUUUGAUAAAAUGCUUCAAAUGCGCCCUUUGCCUUACCUUGUUGACUUUAAUCGCAUUUUGGGUGCCAUUACAAGAAUGAAGCAUUACCCAUUAGUCAUUUCUCUAAUUAAACGAAUUGAAUCAUUUGGUAUCUCUCCUGAUGUUUAUACUCUUACUAUUUUGAUUAACUGCUUCUGCCAUUUGUACCGUCUAGAUUUUGGGUUUUCUGUCUUGGCCACAAUUUUGAAACUUGGUUAUCACCCAAACUCUGUUACUCUAAACACCCUUGUCAAGGGGCUCUGUCUUCAAGGUCACAUUGCUGGCGCUCUGAGGUUGGUAGAAGACAUGGAGAAGAAUGGAUAUGAGCCUAAUGCAAUUACUUGUGGAACAAUGCUGAAUGCUCUGUGUAAGAUUGGACAGACUAGUAUGGCUAUUAGGUUGCUUAGGAAGAUGGAAGAAGGGAAUUUUGAGCUUGAUCUGCCAGCGUAUAACACAAUCAUUGAUAGUUUAUGUAAGGAUAGAUUGGUAAUUGAGGCUUUGAACCUUUUAUCUGAAAUGAUGAGUAAAGGCAUUCAGCCGAACCUUGUCACUUACAACUCCUUGAUUCAAGGCCUAUGCAAUUUUGGCCGGUGGAGAGAGGCUGCUACUUUGUUGAAUGAGAUGACGCGAAGGAAGAUCAUGCCAAAUGUGUAUACCUUCAAUAUAUUGGUGGACACAUAUUGCAAAGAGGGGAUGUUGAUAGAGGCGAAAAAAGUUUUUGGUAUGAUGAUUCAAAGAGGAAUCAUGCCUAACACAAUCACUUACAAUUCUCUAAUUGAUGGUUACUGUUUGCAAAGCAAAAUGGAUGAUGCAAUCAAAACAUUUAAUACGAUGGAUGAGAGGGGUUGUUCACCUGAUGUGUUUAGCUAUAACAUAUUAAUCAAUGGAUUUUGCAAAAAUAAAAGAAUUGAUGAAGCAAGGAGUCUCUUUGAUGAAAUGUCCAACAAGAGAGUGGCUCCUGAUGUUGUGACUUAUAACACUCUUAUAGGUGGGUUUUAUCGAGUGGAGAGACCCCAAGUUGCACUAGACCUAUUUCAUAAGAUGCAGGCAUGUGGCCAACUUCUAGAUCCCCAAACCUAUGCUAUCUUGUUGAAUGGCUUGUGUAAGAAUGGACAAGUUGUUGAGGCUAUGAAAGAGUUUGAUGGGAUGGAAGACAAAAUGUUGGGCAACAAUAUUGUGAUUUACAGCAUUUUGAUUGACGGUUUGUGUAAUGUCAGGAAUCUUACAGUUGCAAGAGAACUCUUUUAUAGUCUACCUGCGAAAGGAUUGCAACCCAAUGUUCGAACUUACAACAUAAUGCUGAAAGGGCUUUGCAAAGAGGGACUGCUAGAAGAAGCAAGUGAGAUAUUUGAGAAAAUGGAUGGGAGCGGUUGUUCACCUGACGAUCGCACAUAUAACACAAUAAUACAAGGGUUACUGCAACAUAAUGGGACAUCAAAGGCAAUGAAAUAUCUUGAAAUAAUGGAUGACAAGGGUUUUUCAGCAAAUGCAACCACUGCAUCCAUGUUGGUUGACUUGCUAUCUGCAAAUCCAGCAGAUAAAGCACUUCAAGAAUUACUUAUUAAGACUUUGCCAGUCAAUCUAUAAGGCGUAUGUAUAUUUGUUGGAAGUGGUUAUUUACUUUUUAUGAAAUGAUGUUUCUUUUCAUAUCAUUGAUGCU
Molecule: messenger RNA, 1861 nt
Organism: Quercus lobata
Lineage: Eukaryota; Viridiplantae; Streptophyta; Magnoliopsida; Fagales; Fagaceae
Product: pentatricopeptide repeat-containing protein At1g12775, mitochondrial-like
Exons: 1
Molecular function (GO): protein binding
Source: RefSeq, a predicted model, not a curated record